CUCGUUCAUUCAGUUCGUAUCGGAUGCUGGAUCGGUUCGGUCGCGUUUUCUGAAAUCGCCUUCCCCUCGACCCGCGGUUUAACUGUUCAGCACUGUUUUUUGUGCCUAUCUCUAUCGUUGCUCCUCGCGCUGUUAUUCUAUUUUUGCGUGCCCGUGCUCCCUUCGCUUAUCAGUGGACAUAUCUUCUCCGUAGACAAUUGUGUUUACGCCAGUGUCUGUUUACACCUCUUCUCCUUUAUCAACUCACUUUGGUCCUUUUUCGACCCUGCUGCCUGCUCACUAGGAAAACUCAUCUGUUUUGUGUUUAAAAUAUAAUGGUCGGAUAAGGAAACCUAUAACACAAUUCUUGCAUACAUUUCAGCGAGGAGGGAUAAGCAUUAACUUGCCCUUUGUUGUUUUUAAAGAAAAAGAGCAACUUUUGCUUCCGGACGUUCCAGCGUUUUCCCGAAGAAGAAUGAUGCUUGAUUAUUGAUGAACCCAACUAGUGAUAUUAAACGUGAUCGUUCUAUAUUGAUACCGGCAAACGGUUUACGCAACUUGCUAAGGAUACUGGAUUCAUCCAAGAACAAGAAAAUUCUGUCUACCAGUGACAACUAUUGCUAUAAUUUGAGACUGAACUUUUCUUGUGCUCGUUUAGUGAUGUGAAGUGUUGUUCCAUAAUCAGUGAUGCUAAGUGCUAUGUAAAAUCACAGAUGAAGAAUACAGAUAAGAAUUGAAAAUAACCUCAACGGUUUACUAACAGCAAAUACGAUUUCCUUGAAUGCUUACUUCGACGAUAAGCAUACAUCGUAACCGCACAUUGGAACCAGAUGUUCCAAUAGACGAUUGGAGCGAAGUAAAGAAUAUCAAGAUGUCAUCAAACGGUGCUCGGAAGUUUUCAACAGCUAAACAGCUUCAAAAACAUUAUAAAACCAGAACAGCUUCACAUAUUAGCAAUGCUAUAGCAGUAUUGUUUUGUCUGGCAAUCCACGCAGAUUUCAGCAUUAGCCUGGAGAUGAAUGAAACCGGCGUGAGACACAUACAUCAACGUUACACCGUAGACGAACUGCUAAGCAUUAAAUUUCCGAACAGAAUUUCUAACGAUAUCGAUAUGGAUCCUUGCAAAUCAAGCGCAUUUUUGGGUGACAUUGCACUGCCAAAUAUAAACUACGAAUCGGAGUGGCAAAAACAAAGACUGAACAAAACGAUUCAACAAGAACUAGAGAAACUUAAACAAGAGGUCUAUCACGAGGGGUUACAGGUUGAGGAAGAAGGACUUACUGAUAUCAUCCGUAAAAAAACUAAACAACUUACACCAGACGUUAAUAGUGGCGCUUCUUUCAACGCGCCAAAUAAAAAUCUAAAUGACCCAACAAUAGAUAAUUCCGAAUUGCAUCCAUUGGAUUAUAAGUCACUGAAUCGAAAGCCACUUCGUAAUGAAAACGGCGAUAACGCAAUCACCGAUAGUUAUCAUAGUGAAUCACAAAUAAAGGCAACCAUAAUUGACAAUAAUGACAACAUCAUCAUUAGAAAUACAAGCUUCAUACAUCGUAGAGAAGAACUGCAAUCUUUAACAAAUCAUAAUUUUGCAUUGAAUGGAUCAACUAUAACCGAAGACACCAACGAAGGUUUGAAGACAGAGUUAAAUAAGAAAAAAGAAAAGACAACAUAUGCUCGCAACAUAGAUCAUAAUCGUAUCCAAUCUGACACGAAGGAUAUUGUUAUAGACGGUUCAAGUAACAAUAUUAUUAGCAAUAGCCACCCCAGCAGAAAAAUUGCGCUAACAGCUAUUGCAACCCCUACAACAACUAUGAGAGCAUUUCGUACCACCCAUGCUAAUCAUUUUAGCAAUGCUGGCGGCAACGGAAGAACAUUAGAAGAUGUUCAAGUGCUGAAUGGCGAUGGUAGUAUUAUCACUCAUAAACGACAUCGACGUCGAAGGCGGCAAGGUAGCGGACGUAAAAGUAGCACGACAGAAGAUUUUUUUUCUAAUAAACAUGUACCAAAACCCAAUGACGCAAAAUCAGACACUUACAGAGCACGGUUAGAAAGGUUGAAAAGUGAAUUAAGCAACCCAUCUCUCUCAAUCGAUGAUUCCAAUCUGAAAUUGUUAAGAAAAGGACGUAAUAAGACUCUCAGAAACAAGCAGACCAAAAACAAAUUCAAGUUGACAAGUAAAGCAUGGUACGGAAAUGACGAACAACGUGUGCGAAAGGUCCGUCAAAAACAGAUUGGUAAAACCAACGAACCAAAAAAUAGCAACAUUCUAACUGUAGACAAGAGCGAACGCAAACGGCAGCUUCAUGACCGUAUCCUGGACGACAUCAUUAUCGAAGACAAAAAACCAGACAUGACAGGCAAGUCACUAGGUGCUUCAAUGAAAAACUCAAACGGAAAUUCACUCGAGUCGGGAUCCAUAGCAGCAGCCAUACAUACAUCCAGUAGAGGAAAUGGAAAAAUGCAAAUGCACCAGUCGCAACCUAUUGAUCAUAAGAGAACGCUACCCGAACAUCAUCGAGCAACACGAGCUGCCACUGCAAAGAAGGAGCGCAUCUGGGACUUUGGUGUCAUCCCAUACGAGAUUGAUGGCAAUUUUAGUGGUUUACAUAAAGCCCUCUUCAAACAGGCAAUGCGUCACUGGGAAAACUACACGUGUAUAAAAUUUGUCGAGCGGAAUCCCAUCGAACAUCCCAACUACAUUGUUUUUACAGAACGCCAAUGCGGUUGUUGCUCGUUUGUAGGAAAACGUGGCAAUGGGCCGCAAGCUAUUUCGAUUGGUAAAAACUGUGACAAAUUUGGCAUCGUUGUGCACGAAUUAGGACACGUGGUAGGUUUCUGGCAUGAGCACACCCGGCCGGAUCGCGAGAACCACGUGGUAAUUGAAAAGAAUAACAUCAUGGUCGGACAGGAGUACAACUUUAAUAAAUUAACCGAAGACGAGGUUAAUUCUCUGGGGCUGCCAUAUGACUACGACUCCAUCAUGCAUUACGCAAGAAAUACUUUUUCCAAAGGCACCUAUCUAGAUACAAUUUUCCCGAUUGAAAUGCCCGGCCGGAAGCGUCCUGAAAUCGGUCAAAGAUUGAGACUUAGCGAAGGAGACAUCGCUCAAGCAAAUCUCCUGUACAAAUGUGCCAAGUGCGGCCGCACAUUUCAAGAAAAUUUGGCAUCAUUUACCUCGCCUAGUUACUACUCCGUCACACCACCCACCGAUCCAGAAAGAUGCGAAUGGCGAAUAACGGCCACACACGGAGAAAGAAUUGUACUUAACAUAACGGAUCUGGACAUAUAUAAAUCUAACAACUGUCGCUCUGACUAUUUGGAAAUCCGCGAUGGUUACUGGCAUAAAUCACCCAUUCUCGGUAAAUUUUGCGGAUCUGGAAAAGUGAACGAUCUGAUCAAAUCAACUGGAAGUCGAAUGCUGCUCACGUAUACCACAACUUACCGACAGUCCAGCAUGCGAGGAUUCGCUGCCAGUUACGAAGCUGUUUGCGGUGGGAACGUUAAUUUAGAAAGCGGUGGGCGCCUAGAGUCUCCUAAUUACCCAAUGGAUUACCUACCUAACAAAGAGUGUAUCUGGAAAAUCACCGUUCCGAAGGACUACCAGGUGGCACUGAAGUUUCAGUCCUUUGAGGUGGAAAACCAUGACAACUGUGUGUACGAUUACGUUGAAGUGCGGGACGGAGAUUCGGCUGAUUCCCGAGUAAUUGGUGUAUUCUGCGGGUACAAAAUUCCGCCAGAUAUGAGAUCUACCACAAACAAAAUGUUUGUGAAAUUUGUGUCAGAUGGUUCAGUACAGAAGGCAGGAUUUUCUGCUACCUUCAUGAAAGAGGUCGACGAAUGCGAACGAAUGGACCACGGCUGUGAGCAUGAAUGUAUUAACACUUUAGGUGGAUACGAAUGUGCCUGUUAUAUUGGCUACGAGUUGCAUAGUGACAAGAAGUCCUGCGAAAAUGCUUGUGGUGGAACUUUGAAGCAACUGAAUGGAACGAUACUUUCGCCAUCUUUUCCAAACGAAUAUCCAAUCAUGAAGGAAUGUGUAUGGGAAAUUAUAGCACCGGCCCAGCAUAAAAUAACGCUUAAUUUCACGCACUUUGAGCUGGAAGGUAAUACGUUUUAUCAAGCAUCGGAAUGUGAGUAUGAUUCGGUGACCAUUUAUUCCAAGCUAACUGAAGACAACCUCAAGCGUCAUGGCGUGUUUUGCGGUACAAAAGUGCCAUCGACAAUAACUUCCGAAGGAAAUGCCCUUCGGGUGGAAUUCAAAUCCGAUAAGACGAUUCAAAAGUCAGGUUUCGCAGCAAUUUUCUCUACCGAUGUAGAUGAAUGUGCGGUUAAUAAUGGAGGUUGUCAGCACGAGUGCAAAAAUACACUAGGAUCGUAUGUUUGCUCCUGUCACAACGGGUACAUGCUACAAGAUAAUGGCCAUGAUUGUAAAGAAGGCGGAUGUAAAUAUGAAGUCACAUCACCAAACGGACAGAUCUUUAGUCCAAAUUAUCCCGACUAUUAUCCGUCCAAAAAGGACUGCAUUUGGCAUUUCACAACAACUCCAGGACAUCGAAUUCGAUUAGUAUUCAACGUAUUCGAUAUCGAGCCUCACCAAGAAUGCGCUUAUGAUCACAUUGUUAUCUACGAUGGAGAUUCUCCGGAUAGUUUUGCCCUUGGACGUUUCUGCGGCGCUAAACUGCCUCAUCCACUAUCAUCUACAUCUAAUGAGAUGUACAUGGUCUUUAAUACCGAUACCAGUGUUCAGCGCAAAGGCUUUUUUGCAAGCCAUUCCACAGCCUGUGGCGGACACCUGCAGGCAACUAGUAAAGUGAAACAUAUAUACUCUCAUGCAAAGUAUGGUGCUGGCAUGUACGACAAUGGAGCCGACUGCGAAUGGUCAAUCGAGGCGGAUCGAGAUAAAAAUGUACAACUAAAAUUUCUUACAUUCGACGUGGAAGAAGAACGGAUGUGUUCGUACGACUAUGUUGAAGUAUAUGGAGGCCUUGAUGACGCCAGCGGUCCACUACACGGGAAAUAUUGUGGGAAUACUAAUCCACCGGAAAUAAUCUCCAUGAACGAAGCCCUACUAGUUCGUUUCCGCUCUGAUGACACAGUAGGUUUCAAGGGUUUCUCCGCUUCAUAUGUUGCAGUCAGCCCUUUUGGCGACGGCCAAUCAACAGACGAGGAUCUGUCAGAGAGUGCCGAAAUCACGCCCUUUCCGGGUUCCCUCAAGAACACUGUCAUCGAACCAGACGAAGACCUGGACGAAGACGAGGACGACGAUUACGAGAUAUUCGUUCAUCAUCGGCACUUGAAUCCGAAGGUUCGUUUUUCAGUACGUAAUGAGAUACGGUCUUCACAAGCUAUCGAAUGAAACAGGCCUAGACGCGUCGGCUUCCGGCGCAAAGUGCACUAAUUUAGUAACGUAAAGCGCUGAAAUAAUAUGUUAUCAAGUGAACAUCGAAGUCGGGUAUGUUAAUAUGUUUUCAGUUUGUUUUAUUUUGUACUUAACGGUGCAUCGAAAUUAGUUUAAAGAAAUAUGUGAAGCCUAUAUAACCUAACAACAGUAUAGCGACAGUUUAUAAUUAUAAAAAAAAUCAAAGUCGUGAAGACACGCAUCACCUGCAAUAGAAUCAUAGUAUACCUAAAUUUCCCAAGUAAGUAAAACAGAAUUUAUUCUUUUUCAUCGUGAAAUCAAUAUCCUGAUUUAAUUUUCGUAUAUCUUUCUUUUGUUUAUUUUUCUUAUAAUCGAUAAUUUAAGUUGCUAUGAGUUAAUCAGAUUUGUUAUGGCUUACGUCUAUUGUGUUUCGUUACAGCAUACUGUUCGUUAAUCAAAAAUAUCAGAAUUAUAAAAAAGGUAAAUAAAUCAUCUGUGUCAUAUUGACUCGCUUGUGUUCACUUGAAAACUUUGCAGCCAAUGUUCAAACAUUAUUAUAUCAAAAUCGAACAAAUUAACGAAAACAAGAUUAAAAGACAAAUAAUUUAUUCCCGAUAUCUAGGCAGCUAUAUAUUGCAGUAAAUACCGAAUGUAGAACAAAUCACGAUUAUAUGAGCGAAUUCAAUCCCAAUCAAUCGUACGAUUCCAAGACCAUAAAUAAAAUUAGUAUAAGGAAAUAACUCACUAUAAUAGAUAUAUUUACAUUUUCCAAACCAUAUCUACUAAGAACGGCCGAAUUAGAUUAGAUUGAAAUAGACUAACAUUGCAUUUCAGGUCUUGAUGUAUUGUUUUAGUGUACAUAAUUUCCGCAAUUUUAUGGUUGACAGUUUUAUGCAAUAAAUGAAUGCAUAUCUAUUUGUAGUACCUUGUAGUAAUAAAUGGAUUCUUAUUCAUCAAACCCAAAA
This is a messenger RNA of Wyeomyia smithii (pitcher-plant mosquito), 6303 nucleotides long. RefSeq names its product tolloid-like protein 1 (gene tok). Gene Ontology annotation, biological process: proteolysis. Gene Ontology annotation, molecular function: calcium ion binding; metalloendopeptidase activity; zinc ion binding. The record is from RefSeq and is a predicted model, not a curated record. The transcript has 13 exons. NCBI's taxonomy places the organism in Eukaryota, Metazoa, Arthropoda, Insecta, Diptera, Culicidae. The coding region runs from base 761 to 5335 and encodes 1524 amino acids.